AUGGAAUUUAGGUGUUUAGUUGUGUUCCUUGUUGCUCUCACGGUGGCUCAAGCUGUCACCGCGACCAGACCAGUUCCGGCCAAGAAUGUCGGAGCUGGUCUUGACGACCAAAAGAACUUUGUGGCGUUUGGUGGUGUUGGUGGAGCUGCUGGAGUUGGUGGGAUCGGAACAGGUCUUGGUGGUGUAGCCGGUGGAGUUGGUGGUGUUGCCGGAGUUUUGCCUGUAGGUGGUGUAGGCGGCGGAAUUGGUGGUCUAGGCGGUGGUGGAGAUGGUCUUGGCGGUGGUGUAGGUGGUCUUGGCGGUGUAGGUGGUCUAGGCGGUGGUUCAGGUCUCGGUGGUGGAAUUGGGGGAAUUGGUGGUGGCUCAGGUCUUGGUGGUGGUGUAGGUGGACUCGGUGGUGCAGGCGGAGUAGGCGGUAUAGGCGGAGUUGGCGGUUUGGGUGGAAUUGGCGGUGGAAGCGAUUGCGGUGGCCUUCUUCCUCAUCCUUAA
This is a messenger RNA of Thlaspi arvense, 489 nucleotides long. The record is from the annotation of a GenBank genome assembly. NCBI's taxonomy places the organism in Eukaryota, Viridiplantae, Streptophyta, Magnoliopsida, Brassicales, Brassicaceae.